Messenger RNA from Chelonia mydas (Green sea turtle), 2321 nucleotides. Its product is annotated as extensin-like. The coding region runs from base 46 to 1353 and encodes 435 amino acids. The transcript is spliced from 2 exons. The record is from RefSeq and is a predicted model, not a curated record. Lineage: Eukaryota; Metazoa; Chordata; Testudines; Cheloniidae.
GGGGGGAGGAACAAGGGAAGGGACCCCACAGUGUGUGUGGGGGGGAUGGGAAAGCAAAGGCGAAGGGGUGUCCCCACACGCACCCUUCCACCCUCCAUCAGUCCAUCCAUCUGUCCGUCCAUCCCCCCAUCCAUCUCCCCUGCCGUCCAUCCGUCCAUCCACCCGUCCAUCUCCCCUGCCGUCCAUCCACCCGUCCAUCUCCCCUGCCGUCCAUCCACCCGUCCAUCUCCCCUGCCGUCCAUCUCCCCUGCCGUCCGUCCACCCGUCCAUCUCCCCUGCCGUCCAUCUCCCCUGCCGUCCGUCCACCCGUCCAUCUCCCCUGCCGUCCGUCCACCCGUCCAUCUCCCCUGCCGUCCAUCCACCCGUCCAUCUCCCCUGCCAUCCAUCUCCCCUGCCGUCCAUCCACCCGUCCUUCUCCGCUGCCGUCCAUCUCCCCUGCCGUCCAUCCACCCGUCCAUCUCCCCUGCCGUCCAUCCACCCGUCCUUCUCCGCUGCCGUCCAUCUCCCCUGCCGUCCAUCCACCCGUCCAUCUCCCCUGCCGUCCAUCCACCCGUCCAUCUCCCCUGCCGUCCAUCCACCCAUCCACCCGUCCAUCUCCCCUGCCGUCCAUCCACCCAUCCACCCGUCCAUCUGCCCUGCCGUCCAUCCACCCGUCCAUCUCCCCUGCCGUCCAUCUCCCCUGCCGUCCAUCCACCCGUCCAUCUCCCCUGCCGUCCAUCUCCCCUGCCGUCCAUCCACCCGUCCAUCUCCCCUGCCGUCCAUCCACCCGUCCAUCUGCCCUGCCGUCCAUCCACCCAUCCACCCGUCCAUCUCCCCUGCCGUCCAUCCACCCGUCCAUCUCCCCUGCCAUCCAUCUCCCCUGCCGUCCAUCCACCCGUCCAUCCACCCUGCCGUCCAUCCACCCGUCCAUCUCCCCUGCCGUCCAUCCACCCAUCCACCCGUCCAUCUGCCCUGCCGUCCAUCCACCCGUCCAUCUCCCCUGCCGUCCAUCCACCCGUCCAUCUCCCCUGCCAUCCAUCUCCCCUGCCGUCCAUCCACCCGUCCAUCUCCCCUGCCGUCCAUCCAUCCCCAACACACGUCCGUCCAUCCAUCCUCUGUGUGUCCAGGGAGCCUGGGGCAGCCCACGCUGGACAUGCCCAGGGUAGGGCAGGCUGCAGAGGGGGGAGCAGAUCCUCCCAGCGACUGGUGGGUAACACUGACAUUCGACUCCCCAACCCAUCACACAUGGAGCUCCUGAUCCCCCACCCUGGUUAUCGAGAAGCUGAAAAAAGCAGCCACCCAGCCCCCUUCCCUGCCGUCCCGUUCUCUGGUCCCAACCAGCACCGAGCUCCAGUCCAGGGAGAAGUUAUCUAAAAACUCUGCUCACGCUACCAAAUGUUCUUCUGACCCUGGGGCCAGCCACGUUGCCAGGUCAAUAUAGGUUUGGAUCUUUCCCAAAAUACCAACCUGCCGGCCAGUCCUUUCCUCUGUAAACCUAAAGGUUUAGUAGAAAAGAGAGACCGGGAAGAGCGACGUGAGAUGGUAGAGCCCUCAGAGACGCACGGAGAUUUCCAAGGCCGUAGAUCAGGUUCGUAGCAGUGCCGGUGAGGCUGCUGGCUUGAGAGUCCCCCUGGAGUCACCCGCCGCUGGGAUGGGUCAGUCAGUCCCUUGCUCGGAGCUUCGGUCUGUGGAGAAGUGAGUCCAGAGGCGGGAAGCAGGACUGGAGACAAAACGGAGAAGAUGCAGCUGCUUGUUCUGUCCUUUGCCAUGUGGUUUGUGCUUCCUCUGUCCCAAACACAAGCUCGCGGCACAGGGGCAUGGAGAAGCCCGGCAGCCCCCCGUGCACAGGCCUGUCCCUACGUGUCCUGCUGGCUCCCAGGUGCGUCCCUCGGCCUCUCUCCAGGGGUCCAUGGUACAGCUGACGCCCCUGGAUGGGCCAUGGGGCAGGCCAGGCAGGGCUGGUGCCAAUCUGUCCGGGGGUGUCACCCUGACCCACAGCCCGUGUUCGGAAAUACAGACCUGCCCCACCUACCUGUAACCCGCCGGGCACGGGGGAUGCGCACGGAGAAAGAAGCUGAGCGUACCUGGCAAAUCGCGGCCUCUUCGCUGCGGCCGGCCGUGGCCUCUCCGGGCAGAUUCCCUGUGGUGACGGGCCGUCGAUAAUCCGACGACAGCGUCUCUCCCGUACGCCGUACGGCGUCGCACCUCCGCCCCCCAACACCCGUCCGUCCGUCUGUCCGUCCGUCCCGCCUCUAGCCCCCCAUCCCUCCACCCCCCGCUGGCUCUGCUCCCCCUUCCCUCUGCGCACACAGAGGUUUGCCAGCUGGGUGGGGAGGGGUCCC